This is a messenger RNA of Maylandia zebra (zebra mbuna), 1315 nucleotides long. The record is from RefSeq and is a predicted model, not a curated record. Lineage: Eukaryota; Metazoa; Chordata; Actinopteri; Cichliformes; Cichlidae.
GAAAGACUGAAAACUUCCAGAAUGGUUUUGAGUUUGAAUCAUUAACAUUAGACAGGCUGCCACUCGCCAUCUAUAAUGGCCUAUAUGCCUACAGUGGAUGGUUCAAUUUGAACUUUGUCACAGAAGAGGUCAAAAAUCCAAGCAGAAACAUCCCACUGGCAAUAAUCUCGUCUAUGGUGACCGUGACAGUCUUAUAUGUGCUUGUUAAUGUGGCCUACUACACUAUGUUGGCUCCCACUGAGCUGCUGCUGUCUGAUGCUGUGGCUGUGACAUUCGCCACCUGUGCUCUUCAGGGAUUGGAUUCUGUAAUUCCAGUACUUGUGGCCUUAUCUUGCCUCGGAACACUUAAUGGUGGCAUCUUUGUGUCACCAAGGAUGCUUUUCGUUGGAGCCAGAGAGGGCUACUGGCCACAGAUCUUUUCCACAAUCCAUAUCCGCAGACACACACCUUUACCUGCUUUGCUGUUAAUGUACCCACUGAUGGUGAUCAUGUUAAUCAGUGGAGAUAUUUCCCAGCUCAUCAGCCUUACCUCCUUUUCUCGUUGGUUCUUCAUUGCCUUGGCAACCUUGGGGAUGCUCAUCCAUCGAUAUCGUUUCCCCCUCCACCCUAGACCUUUUAAGGUGCCGUUGGUCGUCGCAGUCACCUUCACAGCGGUGUCUUUCUUCAUUGUGGGUCUCUCUCUUUACUCGGACCCUUGGAACACAGGAUGUAGUUGUGUAGUUACAUUGUCUGGGGUUCCAGUUUACUACAUGACCGUCUACCACUUUUGCUUGCCCCCCACAUGGAGGCGAAUCUUCAAUUAUUGCAGCAAGCAGCUGCAGAUCCUUCUUGAAGUGGCUCAACAGGAAGUCAAGACAUGCUGAAGACCUGCUUUCUACCAAUAUACUUCCUGGAUAGCAUCUUGACAGGUUCUAAAAUUUUUGGAAUAGCAAAGGGGGAAAUUAAACAAAAAGAAAAUCCUCUGGUUGAGGAAUUUUAGUUAGAACACUGAAAGUGGUCGUUUUUUUCUCAAGGUGACUGCUGAUGGGCUCCUGAAGCUGCCAAGAUCUGUAGGAGCCAUAAAACAUUGUUCUAUCCGAAGGCUGUGUUUUAUUCCUGUCAUGGUUCCUUUAGAUCUUUUUUUUUUUUUUAAAGAACUAUUGGUUAUUUCAUGUUUUUCUUUUGCUGUCACUGAAUAUUUUAGAAUGUUUUUCUUUUUAACCCCCCUUUUUGUUUAUUUUUCAAAUAAAUCUUGCUUUUUUUUCUCUCUUCUAUAUUCACCUACAUAUUCAUAUUCUGUGUCUGCAUUGAAUAAACACAAUAUGUUCACGUCUUC